This is a messenger RNA of Chanos chanos (milkfish), 1449 nucleotides long. It is a transcript of the gene glcci1b, whose product is annotated as glucocorticoid induced 1b. The record is from RefSeq and is a predicted model, not a curated record. Gene Ontology annotation, cellular component: cytoplasm. Gene Ontology annotation, biological process: podocyte development. The transcript is spliced from 8 exons. The coding region runs from base 1 to 1449 and encodes 482 amino acids. Lineage: Eukaryota; Metazoa; Chordata; Actinopteri; Gonorynchiformes; Chanidae.
AUGUCUUCUUCAGCUGCAAGUUCUUUUCAUCAGCAGUCACGAGUGCGCCUCAUCAAUACGAGUUCCCCUGGUCUCUCAAACAACAACGGCACCCGUCUACAGCCUGUUCGAGCCACGGUUCCUUACCAGCUCUUGCGGGGUAGUCAACAGAGCCCGUCGGUCUGUUCGUCUCUCUGUAUUGGUUCGGGAAACGGUGCCUCAACGCUAACAGUCAACCAAAGCCAAAGUCCCCCCUGCCCCGACAAAGUCGAGAAUGGAUUUGUGGAACCUAAAUCAGCCGCGGUGCUGAGCCUCUCACCGGACACACAGAAUUUGCUUGAAUGGCAUCCCGGCUCAGGCUUCUGCACAGUGGAGUGGUCAAAGCUGCAGGCAGCGCGUGCCUCCACUGCCAUCCGCCGGACGUCCUCCCUGGACACCGUGACCGGCCAGUAUCUGAGCGGCCAGUGGCCUCGAGAGCAUCAUUUGCCUCAUUUUACCUGCAUGAGAGAUAAAUCCACACAGACCCCUGGUGUUUGGAAUGAAGAUGUAGAGUUGAACACACACAAGCGGUCUGCUUCCUGGGGCAGUGCUGACCAUCUUAGAGAGCAGAUUGCCAGGCUCCGUCAACAGCUGCAUCGGGGCAAACAGGGAAGUCGCCAGAGCAAAGACAAAGAGCUAGGACCACAUUCCAUCUUAAGCCAAAUCCAGUCCAAAAUGCUUCCAGCAGCUCCAUCCAAUGUAACACAGUCUAAAGCCCUCAUAUGCAGAGUGCCCAGCUAUAUCGAGGGUAUUAACCAUGAGCUGGAGAAUGUCUUCCUCGAUGAUGACUUGGAGAAAAAAGAAAUGAAGUCACGACCUAAAGCCGAAUCCUCAUCCCCUCAGGCAAUGGAUGUUCUGGAUGGGCGGCACCCUCCUUUACCCUCACAUUACCAUGGUAACAUCCAUACACGCAGCACAAAUAGCCAGGUGUCUUCCAGUGGUGGAUCCAGUCCGUGGUGGUGCCCCUCUCCCACUAGCCAGUCAGACUCCCAGAGUAGCAGACCCUGCUCAGCUGAGGACUACGAUAGAGAUAGUGGGAGCAGCUCACCGCUCCCAACGUUUUCUACCUCUCCUAAGCCCAACAACAGCUUCAUGUUUAAACGGGAGCCCCCUGAGGGCUGUGAGAGGGUAAAGGUGUUUGAAGAAACUGUAUCGAAUGGCUUCCCUCUUUUUUCCUGCCCUGACAGAAACAAGGUGAACUUCACUCCGACGGGAUCGGCGUUCUGUCCAGUUAAACUCCUGUGCUCGUCCCUUUACACCUCUUACUCUGUGCCUAACCCAACAGCAAUUCAAAACUCACGCAGCCCCACGAUUGUCCGGCAUAGUUCCCCUCCUCCUCCCCCCACAGAGUUUCGCGAACAGGAUGAUUCCCUGCCCCACCCUGUAACCUGUGACCCGUGUACCACACAGCAGUGCCUUCUGUUCAGCUAG